AUGGUGGUUGAGGUGAAGUCUUGGAACUUUGAUGAUGAAGCUCGCCGGAUUACAGAGCUUGUACCUAACAACUUCAGCACCAUCAUGUGUGAUGUGACUCUGCCAGGGCUGAGUUCCCCCUCGCUGUUAACUUCAGAUGCUCGCCGGGAGUAUGAAUUGGUGAAGGGGGCCCUGACACAGAGGGUUGAGGAUAUUGGAGAAGUUAUUCUCGGAUUCGCAAAUGCCGAAGGCUUGCUGGGGUGGGGAUGCCUCUGGAAGUUCAGUUUUGACCUGGGUGAUGCAUUUUCUGAAGAUGGAAUGCCGACGCUGAAACAACAAUGUGCGCCAGCAAGCAAGUUCUGGGCUCUGAUGGCGGCAUGCGGUGCCUUGCAUCACCCAGGCACGAUGUGGCUGUCCUGCCACGGGGGAUACGGAUUUGCUUGGAUGAUCAAUUUUUUCCUGUCACCACUCCCCCUCCCAAAGAAGCUGGAUGACUACGUGCAGAUGCGGGCAGCUCUUUGGCCGUCGCUCUACGACGUUGCCCUCAUCGCUCACUGGUGCGCCGACGUCCAGUUCCGGGCUCCGGGCUGCAAGGGCAAACUCCUCGAUCUUGCUCGUUCUCUCACGGUACCGGUUGCAGAAGACUUGACAAGUUCAUCCAUUGAUGGAGUGGAUAGAGCCCUGCUUCUUCUCAAGUGCUUCCGCAAGGUAUCAGCCCUCCCAGAGUUCAGCUGCGUGCAGUGGCCAACGAUUGGCAUGUACAAUACUGUUCCAGACAUUCUGUUUGAUCGUCAGUAG
Setaria italica (foxtail millet) is the source of this 777-nucleotide messenger RNA. Its product is annotated as CCR4-NOT transcription complex subunit 7-like. Lineage: Eukaryota; Viridiplantae; Streptophyta; Magnoliopsida; Poales; Poaceae. The transcript is spliced from 2 exons. Gene Ontology annotation, cellular component: CCR4-NOT complex; CCR4-NOT core complex; P-body. The coding region runs from base 1 to 777 and encodes 258 amino acids. The record is from RefSeq and is a predicted model, not a curated record. Gene Ontology annotation, molecular function: nucleic acid binding; poly(A)-specific ribonuclease activity.